AUGAAUCACCAGAUGCAACGGGCAGAACCAGAUAUGGAUUACAUUCCCCCACGGGUCAAGCUAAGUGAUGAAACAUUUGUUUUUGUAGAUGGCAAAUGGGUGAGUGAGACCUAUAAUCAGCCACCUUUUGCUUCCCAACAAAAACAUUACAACAAGAAGAUGCAGAAUGACUGGACUCUCUGGGAGGAGAACAAAGCACUCUGGGAAGAGAACAAGGCCCUCCGGAUUGAAAACAAGGCCCUCCGGGAAGAGAACAAAACUCUCCAGUGCCUCCGGACACAGAACAAAGCCAUCCAGGUUAUUUAUGAUGAGACCCUCCAGCAGGUUCUCCAGAAGGAGAACAAGCCCUUCCCAAUCUUCCGAGAAAGGAACAUAGGCUUCCAGGUCAGACAAGAGAACAAGGCCCUUCAGGUUGUUCAGGAAAAGAAUAUGGCUUUACAGGUACUCCAGGAGGAGACCCAAGCUGUCCCAGUCUUCCAGAAGGAGACCCAAGCUGUCCCAGUCUUCCCGAAAGAGACCAAAGCCACCCCAAUCGAGGAGGAGAGCAAGGAUGAUGUCCCUGCCUUCCAGGAGGACAGCAAAGCCAACCCAAUCCAAGAUGAGAGCAAGGCUGGCUCAGCCCUCCAGAAAAAGAGUAAUUCUGUCCAGGACAUCUGGGAAGAAAGCAAAGCUGUCCCAGUUCAGGAGGAGAACAAGGCUUCCCCAGGCAUCCAGGAGGAAAAUGUGGCUCUACAGGCUGUCCAGAAGCUAAACCAAACCCUCCAGGCCCUGCUAAAAGAGAACCAGACUCUUCUGGAAGAGAAAAAGGCAAUCCAGGUUCUUCAGGAAGAGAACAAAGUCUUCUGGGAAGAAAACAAUACGAUGAAGCUGCAGCUAACUGUAGUGAAAGGAACAGUGUCAGAGAUUAUGGCCCGGAUGGAAAUACUGCAAAAGGAGCUCAAUGCCCUUUCUCUUGUGCAGUGUAAUGAGAUGAGGAAGCCAGACAGGGGCUGGUAA
Molecule: messenger RNA, 996 nt
Organism: Chrysemys picta bellii (western painted turtle)
Lineage: Eukaryota; Metazoa; Chordata; Testudines; Emydidae
Gene: CBY2
Product: chibby family member 2
Source: RefSeq, a predicted model, not a curated record